GCCAGAGGAAGAACCCGGCCAUGGAGCAGCUCUCCGAAGCUGGGGCAGCUCGGGAAGCUGCCCUCACUGCUCGGACUGGUCCUGGGCUGGCGAUAACGGACACGCAGCCGUGGCGACAGCGAGCUAGUGUUUAGGACUGUAAAGCUGCCAAAAAUCAGAGACUGCAGAGGAGGCUGGUGGAGCAUCGAAGCUGACUUCUAGAUGAGAAUUGCCCAGGUUCUCCUUUUUUUUUUAUUUGAAAGACUCUUUCAGGCUUCAGACACAACCCUUCUACAGUUCCUCAUACCUCUUCUAAAGCAGUUACUAGUGAUUCGGUUGAGGUGGCGCUAUGCAGCCAGAGACAGAGAAGAGCAGAUCUCGAUCCAGGAAGCCCGACAUGGCCCUGUAUGUCCCCAAAGCCAGACGAGGUGCGGCACCCCAAAAACCAGGCGAUACAGAGGGAAGCGGUCGUCACCCCGAGCCUGUAACGCCAAAAGACCGUGAAGAAAGUCACCUCCUGAAGGGGGAGGUCUUCGGAGACAUCUCUGACCGUCAGAGACCCGACCCCGAUCCCGGUACCCUUCGUCACCCGGCCGGGGAGGGAACGAAACCCAGCGCAAAACCAAGGAGACAGACGCUCCUGUCGGACAGAAACAGGGAAAGGGUCAGGACUCAGAAGAAAGCCAUAAAGCCCAAAGAAGCAUUGACCAAAGAAGUACAGCAGAGACACCUGAAUCCCGAUAUUGUUUGUAAUGCACUUGUUCAAGGCAGCUUCAAACCAAAGCAGGAGGAGUACAAGGAGACAGAUACCAGUGACAUGGCAGGGCAGCAGCUAAUACCUUUAUCCCAACCUGAAUGUGACCCCCGUGAGGCUCCCAGUGAGUCGUUCUGGCCGCCCGGUAAGCAGGAGUUAAAUGGGCUGAAUCCCAAGGACCGAGAUUUGAGCAGUAUUAGGCCCGAUUCCAAACUGUCAGAGAGAGCGCGUGGCACACAGCCUCCAGUUGAGCCCGGAGGCUUCAGUUGCGUAGCAGAGCCCGAGCGUGCGAUCGCGCCUCCGCGGUUAUCCUCCGUCCCUGGAAUUAUGCAGGAAAGCCCGUCCGGUCCACCGGAAUGGGCCGAUGGCCUGUCGCGCAGUGUCGGCGGACAUCCCCAGAGGGUAGUUGAUGAUCAGGAGAACGCUGACGACGUCACCCAGCCGUACGCCGGCAGCGAUCCCGAGAGCGCGGGUGACGUAACCGGCCGAACCUACCUGAGCGGUACUUCUGACAUCUCAAAUCACAGAGGAGUAUGCCGCGUGGCAGCUACUGGUGGGGACGUCACUGACCAGGCGGGCAUGGUCAACGAACUGGAUGGUGCCGAUGGCAUUUCUGAGCCAGCCCGUGUGACUGGAAGAUCCGAAAACGAGAAUGGCAUUGGUGACGGAUCGUUUGGGAGUUGCAAACCUGAGAACGCGGGUGGGCGUGCCGGCGAAGCGUAUACAAGCAGAGAAUCUGAGCAGGGAGUCCCUUCCUGUGUGGGUGACCCAGAUGGUGCCUCUGAUCGGACUUACGUGGGAAACACCUGUGGGCCGGUGGAUGGCAUUGCUACGCAGGAAAACAGUAGCCUGGACAGCUCAGAAGGGUGUAGGGUGACUACAUCCGCAGCCCCUUUUUCUCUGUCCCGGAGCUUGGAACGAGGGGAUGAUCCCCCAGGUGGAUCCGCCUGCACUCCCGGGACUAGCGAGGAAAUGGCAUCCGGUUUAUUAGCGUCAGCAGGGAAGUUAACAGAAGACUCGUCAGACUGCAGCUCUUCAGUACAUGGAAGCAAGAUCAGGGACCGGGACUGUGACUCUUUGGACUCUACAGUCGGCUUGCCAAAUGGGGCGGGAGAGGAGCAGGCCUCGGAUGGUACAGAUGGGAUCCCAAGGUCAUUGCGUAAGCCGAGGACGGGUGGGGAUUUCCAGAUAAGGAAGGAAGGUGACUCCGUGGAGACGGAACGUGUUACAUCCCGUUCCGAUCGAGGCACGGCGUCCCCAGAAGUCCCCGUGGGAUUAGAAGCGACUCGUUCGUCAGCCAGUGACGGGAGCGCUGUCACCGAGGAGAGCAGCUGGGAUGCUCUGUUCAACGAUGAUGGGGAUUGCCUGGAUCCACGACUUCUGGAAGAGUUAUCGGGGAGCGUGAAGAGCAGGAAGAGCAUCCAGGAACCUCGAUUUGACUAUUACAACUACGAAGCCCCCGAACUUGACCUCAGUGAUUGCGAACUGCCUCAUGUCAUCGAAAUCUAUGACUUCCCUCAGGAUUUCCGCACCGAGGACCUGCUGCGUGUCUUCUGCAGCUACCAAAAGAAAGGAUUUGACAUCAAAUGGGUGGAUGACACGCAUGCCCUCGGAGUGUUCUCCAGCCCCAUUACAGCUCGGGAUGCCCUGGGCAGCAGAUAUACCAUGGUGAAGAUCCGGCCCUUGUCGCAGGCGACGAGAGCGGCCAAGGCCAAAGCCAGAGCCUGCGCUGAAUUUCUCCAGCCAGCCAAGGAGCGUCCGGAGACAUCCGCCGCUCUGGCCCGCCGGCUGGUGGUCAACGCCCUCGGGGUCCGAAGCAAGCAGACCAAAGCAGAGCGAGAUGCAGAGCGCAAGAAGCUCCAGGAAGCCCGAGAGAGAAAGCGACUGGAGGCCAAGCAACGGGAGGACGUGUGGGAAGGCCGGGACCCGGCCGCCGACUGACCCUCGCCCAGAGGAAGGGGCGGUUCCCUGAACUCGCACGACCACAUUCUGAGAGUCUUCGAGCAAGGGGGCCCUUCCUGAGCUUUGCGUACCCGGAGCGCGUGCAGGUGAAUGUGUACCAGUCUGGGUUCAGAGACCCCGGUGGACUUCCACCGUAGUCACUCCGCUUCUCAGACCCAGGCGGUGCAUUUUGGCAGCUUGGAAUCAAUCGAGCAUCGGGAGCAGAGAGGAAGCCCGGAAGCUUAUCCCUCUCUAAAGACCCCCGGGGUCAGAGAGGGCCCGGGCUGGACCGGGCAACGUCACGCUCAGCCGGAAGCAUCGGGAAUUGGCGGAUCCCCAGACCUCCAGAAGACCUGGGGAGAAGGGGAGGGGUUCGGGGCCCGCGGUACCGAGCCAGACCCCGGCACCUCCCCGCAGCGAGGAUGGGAGGGCUGGAAAAGCCAAUGGAUGGAGCCGGAGCCGUGGUGCUAAUGAGGUGCCCGGCCCCCACCGCCCAACACCGGGUGCCGCCCUCUCUGGCUUGCCGGCCGGGCCGAGGGACAGAAAAUCCGUCUCGAGAGUGGCCGCCGGUCUGAGCCCGCGGCGCCUCUGGCCCGAUGCGGCCGGGGGGGCGUUCCGGCGUCGACGAGGACUGCUUGCCGGGUUCCGGAUGGCAACGCUGACGUAACGGGAGAGGGCAACAUCGAAGCCCGGUUUCUAGCACGCGUAGCCCCGGGACCCGUUCGCUUCGUUUCUGUCGUCAUCCGCGGCGGCGAUCUUCUUCUGCACCUCUGGACUUGGUCGCCGCAGCCCGGUGCUCUCGCGGUCCCCCCCUCUGACCUAUCACCCGCAGCCCCUCCCAGCGCCCCCCCGAUGGUGGCCUCUCCCGAUGUGGGGUGCCGGUACCGUGGCCCACCUGUGACAUCCGGGACUCGCUUGCCGCCCCUCGCCCUCCCCUCCCCACCCAUCACCCUCUCAUCUGUCAGCCCUCAGGAAAUGUCUGGCACGCAGCGUGUUCUUGGUGUAAUCGUCUCAGCCGGUGCCAGCAGCGUUUGGCAGGCCACUGCCGACAAUCCAUUAAGACUAAGAGCAGCCAGGGUAAAAUAAACAGCUCUGGGCAGUGCAGGGAGAUCUCCUAAAGGACAGAGAACAAAUCGGAGACUUCAGCCGAGACCCUACCGAUCUCAAAA
Ornithorhynchus anatinus (platypus) is the source of this 3843-nucleotide messenger RNA. RefSeq names its product R3H domain and coiled-coil containing 1 like (gene R3HCC1L). NCBI's taxonomy places the organism in Eukaryota, Metazoa, Chordata, Mammalia, Monotremata, Ornithorhynchidae. The record is from RefSeq and is a predicted model, not a curated record. The transcript has 9 exons. The coding region runs from base 329 to 2674 and encodes 781 amino acids.